AUGGCGCAGAGGAUAGGACAGGAGGACCCUGAGAGAUAUCUCUUUGUGGACAGGGCAGUAAUCUACAACCCUGCUACACAGGCUGACUGGACUGCUAAAAAACUUGUAUGGAUUCCUUCAGAACGUCAUGGCUUUGAAGCUGCAAGCAUCAAAGAGGAGAGGGGAGAUGAAGUGCUGGUUGAACUGGCUGAGAAUGGGAAGAAAGCGGUUGUCAACAAAGAUGACAUUCAGAAGAUGAACCCUCCCAAAUUUUCUAAAGUGGAAGACAUGGCAGAAUUAACCUGCUUAAAUGAGGCCUCUGUUCUACAUAAUUUGAAGGAUCGAUACUAUUCUGGGCUCAUUUAUACAUACUCCGGGCUCUUCUGUGUAGUCAUAAAUCCUUACAAGAACCUCCCAAUUUACUCUGAGAACAUCAUUGAAAUGUACAGGGGAAAGAAACGCCAUGAGAUGCCUCCACAUAUUUAUGCAAUAUCCGAAUCAGCAUAUCGAUGCAUGUUGCAAGAUCGUGAGGACCAAUCAAUUCUUUGCACAGGUGAAUCAGGUGCUGGGAAAACAGAGAACACCAAGAAAGUCAUUCAGUAUCUUGCACAUGUUGCUUCCUCUCAUAAAGGAAGAAAGGACCACAAUAUUCCUCCCGAGUCACCUAAGCCAGUGAAGCACCAGAGUGGAUCCCUGUUGUAUGGUGAACUGGAACGUCAGCUUCUACAGGCCAAUCCCAUUUUGGAAUCCUUUGGGAAUGCAAAGACUGUGAAAAAUGAUAAUUCCUCUCGUUUUGGCAAGUUCAUCAGAAUAAAUUUUGAUGUUACUGGUUAUAUUGUUGGGGCCAACAUUGAAACAUACCUGCUAGAAAAGUCACGUGCUGUCCGUCAAGCCAAAGAUGAGCGGACUUUUCAUAUCUUCUAUCAGCUUCUAUCCGGGGCAGGUGAACACUUGAAAGCUGAUUUACUCCUUGAAGGGUUUAAUAACUACAAAUUCCUGUCCAAUGGCUACGUGCCCAUUCCUGGCCAGCAAGAUAAGGAUAACUUUCAGGAGACAAUGGAAGCCAUGUAUAUCAUGGGGUUUUCUCAUGAUGAAAUCUUGGCUAUGUUGAAAGUGGUAUCCUCAGUACUGCAGUUUGGUAACAUUUCCUUCAAGAAAGAGCGAAACACCGACCAGGCAUCUAUGCCGGAAAAUACGGUUGCACAGAAACUCUGCCACCUGUUGGGGAUGAAUGUAAUGGAAUUUACUCGAGCAAUACUCACUCCACGCAUUAAAGUUGGCAGGGACUACGUCCAGAAAGCACAAACCAAAGAACAAGCAGACUUUGCUGUGGAGGCAUUGGCAAAAGCCACCUACGAACGCCUUUUCCGCUGGCUUGUUCACCGCAUUAACAAAGCCCUGGAUAGGACCAAGCGACAGGGAGCUUCUUUCAUUGGAAUCCUGGAUAUUGCUGGAUUUGAAAUCUUUGAGUUGAAUUCCUUUGAACAACUUUGCAUCAACUAUACCAAUGAGAAGCUGCAGCAGUUAUUCAACCACACCAUGUUUAUCUUGGAGCAGGAGGAGUAUCAGAGGGAGGGCAUAGAGUGGAACUUUAUUGACUUUGGACUGGAUCUGCAACCCUGUAUUGAUUUAAUCGAAAGACCUGCCAACCCCCCUGGUGUACUUGCUCUCCUGGAUGAAGAGUGCUGGUUCCCCAAAGCAACUGACAAGACAUUUGUGGAAAAACUGGUCCAGGAACAAGGAACCCAUUCCAAAUUCCAAAAGCCUCGGCAGCUGAAGGACAAGGCAGACUUCUGCAUCAUUCAUUAUGCAGGAAGGGUGGACUACAAGGCAGAUGAGUGGCUUAUGAAGAAUAUGGACCCUCUGAAUGACAAUGUGGCUACGCUUCUACACCAGUCUUCAGACAAAUUUGUGGCAGAGCUUUGGAAGGAUGUGGACCGCAUUGUGGGUCUGGAUCAAGUCACUGGGAUAACAGAGACCGCGUUUGGCUCGACUUACAAGACCAAGAAGGGCAUGUUCCGUACCGUGGGGCAGCUAUACAAGGAGUCCCUCACCAAACUGAUGGCCACGCUGCGAAAUACUAACCCAAACUUUGUCCGCUGCAUCAUUCCAAACCAUGAAAAGAGGGCUGGAAAGCUGGAUCCGCACCUCGUUCUAGAUCAGCUUCGCUGCAACGGUGUCUUGGAAGGAAUAAGGAUUUGUCGGCAAGGAUUUCCAAACAGGAUAGUGUUCCAAGAAUUUAGACAGAGAUAUGAGAUCCUGACUCCUAAUGCAAUUCCUAAGGGAUUUAUGGAUGGGAAGCAGGCUUGUGAACGCAUGAUCAGAGCAUUGGAGCUGGACCCCAACUUGUAUAGAAUUGGACAGAGCAAGAUUUUUUUCCGAGCUGGUGUUCUGGCACACCUAGAGGAAGAAAGGGAUCUGAAGAUCACAGACAUCAUCAUCUUCUUCCAGGCAGUCUGCAGGGGAUACCUUGCCAGAAAGGCUUUUGCUAAGAAACAGCAGCAGCUGAGUGCAUUGAAAGUCCUGCAGAGAAAUUGUGCUGCCUAUUUGAAGCUGCGGCAUUGGCAGUGGUGGAGAGUGUUCACAAAGGUGAAGCCCCUGCUUCAGGUUACUCGUCAGGAGGAAGAACUUCAGGCUAAGGAUGAGGAGCUUCUGAAGGUGAAGGAGAAACAGACAAAGGUGGAAGCAGAACUUGAGGAGAUGGAAAGGAAACACCAACAGCUGUUGGAAGAGAAAAAUAUUCUUGCAGAGCAGUUGCAAGCAGAGACAGAACUCUUCGCUGAAGCUGAAGAGAUGAGAGCCCGCCUGGCUUCAAAGAAGCAAGAGUUAGAAGAAAUUCUGCAUGAUUUGGAAUCCAGGGUGGAAGAGGAAGAAGAAAGGAACCAAGUGCUACAGAAUGAAAAGAAGAAAAUGCAGGCGCACAUACAGGACUUAGAGGAGCAGCUCGAUGAGGAAGAAGGUGCUCGGCAGAAGUUGCAGCUGGAGAAGGUAACAGCUGAAGCCAAAAUAAAAAAGAUGGAAGAAGAGAUCUUACUGUUAGAGGACCAAAAUUCCAAAUUUCUUAAGGAAAAGAAAUUAACGGAGGAUAGAAUUGCAGAGUGUACUUCACAGCUGGCUGAAGAAGAAGAAAAGGCCAAAAACUUAGCUAAACUCAAGAACAAGCAGGAAAUGAUGAUCACAGAUCUGGAAGAGCGCUUGAAAAAAGAAGAAAAGACUCGUCAAGAACUGGAAAAAGCUAAAAGGAAACUUGAUGGAGAAACAACUGAUCUACAGGACCAAAUAGCAGAGCUGCAAGCCCAGAUCGAGGAGCUAAAAAUCCAGCUUGCCAAGAAAGAAGAGGAGCUGCAGGCUGCUCUUGCCAGAGGGGAUGAGGAAGCUGUGCAGAAGAACAACGCGCUGAAAUUAAUACGAGAACUUCAAGCUCAAAUUGCAGAACUGCAGGAGGACCUUGAAUCGGAAAAGGCUUCACGAAACAAGGCCGAGAAGCAGAAGAGAGAUCUAAGUGAGGAGCUGGAGGCACUGAAGACUGAGCUGGAAGACACCUUGGAUACCACUGCGGCUCAGCAAGAGCUCAGGACAAAGCGUGAGCAGGAAGUUGCUGAACUGAAGAAAGCACUUGAAGAAGAAACAAAGAAUCACGAAGCCCAAAUUCAGGAUAUUAGGCAGAGGCAUGCAACAGCCUUGGAAGAGCUCUCGGAGCAGCUUGAACAGGCCAAACGAUUCAAAUCAAAUCUUGAAAAGAACAAGCAGUGCUUGGAAACGGAUAACAAGGAGCUGGCCUGCGAGGUGAAGGUGUUGCAGCAGGUUAGAUCUGAAUCGGAGCACAAGAGGAAGAAGCUGGAUGGGCAGGUACAGGAACUGCUGGCCAAGGUUGCAGAAGGAGACAGGCUGAGGACAGAACUUACAGAAAAAUCAAGCAAACUGCAGAAUGAGCUGGAGAGCGUCUCAAGUCUCCUGGAAGAAGCAGAGAAAAAAGGCAUUAAAUUUGCCAAAGAUGCUGCCAGUUUGGAGUCUCAGCUACAAGAUAUGCAGGAGCUGUUGCAAGAGGAGACUCGCCAGAAACUGAACUUGAGUAGCAGGAUUCGACAGUUGGAGGAAGAGAAGAACAAUCUGCAGGAGCAGCAGGAGGAAGAGGAGGAAGCCAGGAAGAAUUUGGAGAAACAGGUGUUGACUCUGCAGUCUCAGCUCGCUGAUGCCAAAAAGAAGGUUGAUGAUGACUUGGGGACUAUUGAAGGAUUGGAGGAGAACAAGAAGAAACUACUGAAGGACAUGGAAAUUCUGAGCCAGCGUCUUGAAGAAAAGGCAAUGGCGUAUGAUAAGUUGGAGAAGACCAAGAACCGUCUUCAGCAGGAGCUUGAUGACUUAAUAGUGGACCUUGAUCAUCAGCGCCAAAUUGUUUCCAACUUGGAGAAAAAGCAGAAGAAGUUUGAUCAGAUGCUGGCAGAAGAGAAGAACAUAUCUGCCCGCUAUGCAGAGGAAAGGGACCGUGCAGAGGCCGAGGCAAGAGAAAAAGAAACCAAAGCCCUCUCUCUAGCGCGAGCCCUGGAGGAAGCUUUGGAGGCCCGUGAAGAAUAUGAGAGGCAGAACAAGCAACUCCGGACAGAGAUGGAAGACUUAAUGAGUUCCAAAGAUGAUGUGGGCAAAAAUGUUCAUGAAUUGGAAAAAUCCAAGCGCACCUUGGAGCAACAAGUGGAGGAGAUGCGGACACAAUUGGAAGAGCUGGAGGAUGAGUUGCAAGCCACAGAAGAUGCCAAAUUGCGCCUGGAAGUGAACAUGCAAGCCAUGAAAGCACAGUUUGAGCGGGAUCUCCAGGCUAGAGAUGAGCAGAAUGAGGAGAAGAAGAGGCUCUUAGUAAAACAGGUCCGAGAGCUGGAAGCAGAAUUGGAAGAUGAGAGGAAGCAGCGUGCUUUGGCUGUGGCAUCCAAGAAGAAAAUGGAAGCAGAUCUGAAAGACCUAGAAGCUCAGAUAGAGGCUUCAAACAAAGCACGCGACGAAGCAAUCAAACAGUUGCGCAGGUUGCAGGCUCAGAUGAAAGAUUAUCAGCGUGAACUAGAAGAGGCCCGGGCAUCUAGAGAUGAAAUCUUUGCUCAGUCGAAGGAGAAUGAGAAAAAGCUCAAAAGCCUUGAAGCAGAAAUUCUUCAACUGCAAGAGGAACUUGCUGCCUCUGAAAGAUCCAGACGCCAUGCAGAGCAAGAGAGAGAUGAGCUGGCUGAUGAAAUUGCCAACAGUGCCUCUGGAAAAUCUGCCUUGCUUGACGAGAAGCGCCGCUUAGAAGCCCGAAUUGCACAGCUGGAGGAAGAACUAGAAGAAGAGCAGAGCAACAUGGAGCUCCUCAAUGAUCGUUUCCGCAAAACCACUCUGCAGGUUGACACCCUGAACUCUGAGCUGGCCGGAGAGCGGAGUGCUGCCCAGAAGAGUGAGAAUGCACGCCAGCAGCUGGAGCGGCACAACAAAGAGUUGAAAGCUAAGCUCCAGGAGCUGGAAGGUUCAGUGAAGUCCAAGUUCAAGGCAACCAUUUCAGCGCUGGAAGCAAAGAUUGGGCAGCUCGAAGAACAGCUGGAGCAAGAGGCAAAGGAGAGGGCAGCAGCCAACAAGCUAGUACGUCGGACAGAGAAGAAGCUGAAGGAGGUGUUCAUGCAAGUCGAGGAUGAGCGCCGACAUGCAGAUCAGUACAAAGAACAGAUGGAGAAGGCCAAUGCCAGGAUGAAGCAGCUCAAACGGCAGCUGGAAGAGGCAGAGGAGGAGGCAACACGUGCUAAUGCCUCACGCCGUAAGCUGCAGCGUGAACUGGAUGAUGCCACUGAAGCCAAUGAGGGUCUUACCAGGGAGGUCAGCACUCUGAAGAACAGGCUACGGAGGGGCGGGCCAAUCACAUUUUCCUCCAGCCGAUCCGGGAGGCGCCAACUGCACAUUGAAGGGGCUUCCCUGGAACUUUCGGAUGAUGAUGCAGAGAGUAAAGGCAGUGAUAUCAAUGAGCCGCAGGCUGCCCAAACAGAGUAGAGCCACCCCGGCCCACACCAUAUCUUACAGCGGGCAUUCCUGCCAAUGUGACUUUUGCUCCAUGCAUUUGGAAGAGGAGGAAGAAGAGGCCCUUACUGGCCACCAAAUUGCCUUGUGGCCCUAGACUUGCCUUAGGCAAAACUGGCACACUACCUGGUCAUGCAGGUCAGCCCCAGCAUACUGCUGCCUGGCUUUGCCAUGAUGUAGCCUGCUUUGGAUAUAGGUACCACUGCUUCUUUAGAAUGUAUUAAAAAUGUCUUCGUUCAGUGCUCUUUGUCUUCAAGGUAUCCAUUGUAAAGCCAUUUUCUAAGGCACUGGGUGAUAGGAUUAUCCCUCUGUCCCUUCUGAUACACCAUUCCCAAGCAAAGUUUCUGACACCUGCCUCUUCCCCUUUUCUAUGCAUGUUUAGCUGUAUAGCAAUCACUUGCAUUUCUUUUGGCCUCCAAAGUUCUGCUUAUGUACCAGCCCUGACUGCGCCUUUUUCCUGAUCAUUUUAUGAUAGAUUUAGGUCAUUGACUGUGAAAACGCCCUGAGGGGCUUCAGGGGGUAACGUACAGCUGAGAGUAGCAUCUCUACUUACUAGCCAGCAGUUGGUGCUACAUAAUGAGAACUCUUCAACCGUGGGACCUCCAAAUUGGGUUGGUGCUAUGUCCUGGCAGAUUAGAGACCAAAUAAGAUACUAACCACUUUCUUCAGUACAGUACUAUUAAUAGUGCUCAGUGCAAAUUGGAUAGUCUCAGUCUGGGAAUUGGAUUACCCCCCGCAGCUACCCAGCAACUGCUUCCUUGCUGGGGGUAGAAGUGUUAAGAUUAGAGCCGAAGCUCUUGCCAGCUAUCUUGAUGCCCAACAUCAGUGUGUCUGCCAGAGGAUAGCACGAGGACAUUGCCUGUAAAUGGAUACAGCCUGUGGAACUGCUCUCUCCCUUUCUUCAGCUUUCAUUUGGACAGUGUUAACUGCACCUAGCUUAGCAUCAUUAUUGUUUCAUAGCUGUGAACUGACAUUUACAGAAAGUGCCUUAGACACUACAGUACUAAGACAAUGUUACAUAUAUAAUUUGCCUAUAACAAUGAUUUAAUGUAUUAAUUUUAUCAUAUCAUGUUACAUACACAUCUUCUCUAGUCCAAGUGGUAUUGAUAUUCAGUGAUGAGGAAUCAGUGUUAACUAUGAAAUCUUGAUCUGUUGCAACAUGCUUGAAAAAAAUACUUUUCUUUGGUUACAAGCUUUAACAUCCGUUAUAAAGCUUUUGUUUCUGUGCAUUUGGGUAUUUCUUAAUCAUAACUGGCUGUUGACCACCAGGCAUCUGACUGCAAAUACCUUGUUUCUUUGUAUCUCCAUAUUUCUAGACAAUGAUUUUUGUAAGACAAUAAAUUUAUUCAUUCUAGAGACUCA
Lacerta agilis (Sand lizard) is the source of this 7368-nucleotide messenger RNA. It is a transcript of the gene MYH10, whose product is annotated as myosin heavy chain 10. Lineage: Eukaryota; Metazoa; Chordata; Lepidosauria; Squamata; Lacertidae. The coding region runs from base 1 to 5979 and encodes 1992 amino acids. The transcript has 42 exons. Gene Ontology annotation, cellular component: myosin complex. The record is from RefSeq and is a predicted model, not a curated record. Gene Ontology annotation, molecular function: actin filament binding; cytoskeletal motor activity; ATP binding.